AACAGUAAACAUAUAAAAAAUUUACAAAAAAAUUAUUUUCUUUUCCAAAUUAAAAGUAAAACAAAAAUGUCGCGCUCACUGGGACGUUUGUCAUUGCAACUUUUGAAGCCGCUACCAUGUCAACGGUGCAGUAAAUGCUGCAAAAGCAACAAUACGGUCAAAUGUGAUUGUGAGAAGACUGGCGUGUGUAACUGUGGCCCGGACUGCCAGUGUCCGCAUUGCAAGAAGACGCCAUGCCCGAUUGGACCCAAGCCAAGGACUGCGCAUGAUCCACCAAUUGGCUAUGAUCCCAAGGGACUAACAACCGCAGCUUUUAAGCUGCCGCCUUUUAUCAAACCCUUUGUAAUUCGGCCCAUGGAGCAGGGCGAGGUACUGGGCCCCGAUGCGGCUAGCCAUAAAUGCGGUGCGUAACAAGUGCCACGAAUAACAAGUGCAAUCCAUAUUGAGAGCGGGGGACACAUUUAAGUAGCCGACGAGAGCAUUAUGACGCACUAAUCGUAUUAGCCUGCUGCUCGUUAGUCCCCAGCGAGGACUAUCGCCAGCCAAAUGCGAUUUCCGCACAUUCUGCCUUGUUUCCGGAUUACUACGUGCGCCAUUUUUCGCACAGGUGACAUAAUGACCCGGACUACGAAACACACACACACACACGCUCGCACACACACACAUAAUUAGAACAGCAGCAGAGCAGCAGUCGGAGCUGCAUCCACCAGCUUUUUGUAAUUCAGCAAAUCGGUUUAGUCGAGCAAGCAAACCAAACCAAAAAGAAAUGUAAACUUGGCUUUCAGUCAUUGCCGCUUGCUUUAAGCCGUUAAUCUUGGCAACUCACAUCGAACAUAAUGGCCAACCAUAUUUAUGUUAUGUGCUUGUAAUAUUAACGGAAUCUUUGCUAAACGUUUAUUGCUGCCGUUUGACAUGAAUUUUGUAAUGGAGUCCAAAGGUGUGCUUUAAAAAUUAUAAUAAAAAAUAAAUAUUUUGAAAAUA
Drosophila busckii is the source of this 981-nucleotide messenger RNA. RefSeq names its product CG12464. The transcript is spliced from 2 exons. NCBI's taxonomy places the organism in Eukaryota, Metazoa, Arthropoda, Insecta, Diptera, Drosophilidae. The record is from RefSeq and is a predicted model, not a curated record. The coding region runs from base 67 to 411 and encodes 114 amino acids.